AUGUGGCUCAACGGACCUACACAGUGGGCAGACCAUGAAAUCGGCAAGAAACAUCGCAAGGCCGUCCAUCGGCAACAGGCAUCGAAUCGGGAAAAGGGGAAACGUCCCCAACCACCACUACCGGGUUUGGGUGGUGUGGACGUUCCGGGCUUUAGCAACGAGCCGGAGAAGGAAAUUCCGAAGGGUGCAGAAGAAAGAAAACCAGUGGAGCAGCAGCCUGGCGAAUGA
This is a messenger RNA of Cladocopium goreaui, 228 nucleotides long. NCBI's taxonomy places the organism in Eukaryota, Dinophyceae, Suessiales, Symbiodiniaceae. The record is from the annotation of a GenBank genome assembly.